This is a messenger RNA of Vitrella brassicaformis, 2081 nucleotides long. The record is from the annotation of a GenBank genome assembly. NCBI's taxonomy places the organism in Eukaryota, Vitrellaceae.
CCUCUCUCUAUUUCCUUCCUGUCACCUCGACGUAUCCAUCCAUCCAUCCGUCUUUCUGUCUGUCUAGAUGAGUCCCUGUGUGCUGAGCAUCACCUCCAGCUCCGACACCUUCUUGCCGUCGGCCAGCGUCAGCCGCCUGCCGUCAGACGGGGCGUAGUACUCGGGCGGCGGCUGGGACAGAAGCUCGCGGACGACCUGAACGACACGUUUGUUUACAGAGGAAGAUCUUUUGCAUGGAGGCCGAUACACACGUGUGUGUGUGUGAAGGGGGAAGGAGGGGGACGGGGGCUUCACCUGGUGGUAUGGCCAGUAGUGCAGGUUGAGUGCCUGCAGCUCGUCUCUCGCCUCACGGAUCUGCUGCUCGCUCACAUUGAGGGCGGUCGCCAGACUCACGCCGCCCAGCGUGUUGCUGCCAAUGCUGUGCAGGUUCUCGAGCAGAUGCUGUCUGAAGAUGUCGGUGUACUCGAGGGCCAUCUCCAUCACACGCUUCGAGACCGUCGAGAGUGAGAGACGAGACUGCCAUGCAGACGAUGGAACAAGACAGAAUGCGAUACAGAAUGUAAUGAUGGUCACUGUGCGUGGUAACUCACUUUCCCGGCCUCCUGUCGGCAGAGAUCAUCAACACGAGUGCGCAACAAGGGGUACUGCUCCAUGCACUGCGCGAUGUUGGCCAACCUACAAAGGACACACAAAUGGUGCUUGAUGCAUUGGCCCCUCCCUCCCUCCCCUCUCUCCCUCCCCACCCACGGACCACGCAUUGCGGCAGAUGUACUGGCUUCGGUUGUAGGUGGGCUCAGCAGUGGCUCUGCCCACAUCCGGCCGGACACCGAAGAGCUCCCAGCAGGCCUCGACCACGGCGUCCGCGGAAAGCUCGGGAGCCGACGGUCUUUGGAAGAAACAGACAUGACGGUCAACGUGUUAAUUUGUCGGCGGCCAGGCACGAAACAAGACGAUCGUCUCCAUGUACAGACGGCUGUGUAUCUGACACUUAUGUAGAAAUGUCAGAUCAUGUAUCAAUGUCCUCUGCGUGAAGAGGUAUGUGUUGCCGGCGAAGGAGAUGGGGACCGCCUUGUUCGACCAGAAAAAGAAGUUCUGCGAGCCACGGGCGAGAAUGAAAGGGUCGAACGCCACCGCGCCUGCCCUCCUGCGCGCCAGGCUGGGGUUCAUCGCCACGCUCUUGGAGACGAAGUCAUCAAUCGCUCGUGACAGCACACUGACCACACAGGCGUAUCGUGAGCGGAGUGAUUCGUCCACGGCUGGAGGGUCAUGCAUCGCGAUGCGGGCGAGUCGGAAGAAGAAGUGGACCACGCGGACGCCAUGCGGGCCCGUGAAGACCCUCGCACCCUCCACGGCAGGCGGCUUGCUGAUCGGGGCACCAGGCGGCAUGGUCACGGCCAAGCGAAUGGCCAUAAAGGACGAACGCACCAUCUCCACCUGGAAGCUCACCCUCGGGUACGGGAGGCGCGCCACCUCGCUGAUAAUCUGGGCCUCUCGGCGCCGCUGCAGCUCGUAGAACUCGUCCUCGGACAUCAUUCCGUAGGCGUACUUGACGGGGUUCGUGUUGCCGUACAGGUCGGCCAUACGCUUAGCCUCCUUGCAGACCUCCUUGUGUGCCGUACGCCAGUGGCGCGACUGACACUCGCGGGAGCAGUAGCUGAUGAGGUAGCAUCCCUUGCAGUACCCCAGCGACACGGCAAGAGGCGCCUUGCCAUACAUCGCGCAGCGCCGCUCUGUCGGGUAGGCAGCCGAGGCAUUGAGGCGCACCUUGUAGCCACGCAUCUCUGAAAGGCACAAACACGGCAGCACAACAAGCACUCAUGAAAGAUAUGUGUGUUGGUCCUCCCUGCCCUCUCUCUCAAGCUCACUUUUGUAAGUGAAAGGCAGGCGGCCGCCAUCGGCCGGCUCGCCGGUCCGCGGCGUUGCCGUCGAGCUGGCAGCCGUCGAGCCAGCCUGCUCACUCCGCUGGGCACCACUGGUGGACAUGGCAGCCGCCCCCUGGCAGAUGAGUUGUCGGGCUCAGAGAAAUGAAUGCUUGCAAGAAUUGAAUGCCUCGCAGGAGCGGCAGUUUGGCUCAUGCGCUC